Molecule: messenger RNA, 7624 nt
Organism: Camellia sinensis
Lineage: Eukaryota; Viridiplantae; Streptophyta; Magnoliopsida; Ericales; Theaceae
Source: RefSeq, a predicted model, not a curated record
AUGGCUUUGUUGAGUUUGGUGGCUGUUCUUAGUUUCUGCUGCAUUGCCUUUGCAUAUGAGCCUGCACCCCUUCAGGAUUUCUGUGUUGCAGACCUUAACAGCCCAGAUUUGUUGGCAGUGACAGUGAAUGGCUUUUCCUGCAAGAAUCCCAUGAUGGUUCAAGCCAAUGAUUUCCUCUUUAGAGGUUUCAACAUUCCAGGGAACACGUCAAACCCUGUAAGGUCUAAAGUCUCCCCAGUAACAGCAGCUCAACUACCAGGACUCAACACAUUUGGCAUUGCAAUGGCACGGGUCGACUAUCUUCCAGGGGGCGUCAAUCCUCCCCACUACCACCCUAGAGCUUCUGAGAUCUUCACCCUUAUAGAAGGCUCUCUCCUUGUUGGUUUCGUUACUACAAAUCCUGAGAAUCGCCUUAUCAGCAAGGUUCUUCAAAAGGGUGAUGUUUUCGUCUUCCCAAAGGGACUUAUUCACUUCCAGCUGAAUUUGGGGAAUGAAAAAGCACUAGGAAUUUCUGCAUUGAGCAGCCAAAACCCAGGAAUCAUGACCGUAGCAAAUGCAGUUUUUGGAUCGAAUCCGCAGAUUUCUAGUGAAGUUCUCACCAAGGCAUUCCAAACCGACAAAAGCGUAAUCGAUCAAAUUCUGUCCAAAUUCUAAGGGGGCAACAAAAAUCAAGUCAUGGCAACGUGAACUUAGACUAUUAGUGUAUUUGUAGUAGCCUUGUGUGGUUUUAUUAUGUUUCCUUGUUUGUUUGCUUGAUGUUAAUGUUUCAAUUAUUUGAUUCUAUAAAAAACAAAUAAUUCAAUAAAUAAAAAAUAAAAUUUAUUCAAGAGUACGGUUUCAUUGAGCUUCAUUACUAAUAUUAUAUAUAGAGUUGGAUUUCUUUCAAGUUCAAAUAUAAAUUUAAGAAGGCCCCGUAAAGUUCACUAUGAGUCUUGUGUCAAUAAUUCAAAUCGUUCAUUUUGUAAGCUCCCAAUGUAUAUCAUAGGACCGAAGUCAGCAAAAUCGCUGCUUUGGGCCCUCAAAAAUUGAUUAAAAAGAAAGGCCUCAAAAAACAUUUUAGCUAUUAUAUUAGUCCACACACACAAAUAACAAACAAACAAAAAAACCAGCAUCUAAAUUUAAAAGGGCCUGGACAAAGUUGGGUGAGAUUCAAACUAAAAAAUAGUUUGAUGUAGUGAACUACUUAAAACUAUUGAAUGAUUGUUUUAUCUCAAAAUAAAUAAAUAAAAAUAGAAAAAGAAAAAGAAAAAAAAAAGAAAAAGAAAAAAUGGGGGAUUGUAUGGUGAAUUAUUUCAAAUUAACGGAUGAUUAUUUCCCAAAUACAUGAUUUUUUGUAUAGAAUACAAUUAAUUAUACAAAUUAUAAUUGUUUCUAAAAAAAAGCUUUUCAAAUUUCAAUUGAUUAAAUCAUACCUUUGAUCAAUUAAAGUUACCAGGAAAAUUGAAUGGAUUAACAAUGAUAAGUUAGAUUAUGCCGAUUUAUCAUGUGUUUUGGGUAAAGCAGAGCCAGAAUCUUUGAACCAUAUUCUACUAUGGUGCUCCUUUGUGUGGCAGGUAUGGUCAAGUAUAAUUGAUUGGUGGGGGCUGUGUUGGGUAAUGCCAGGGUCUGUCGAUGGUUUGUUACAAUGGUGGAUGGGUUGGAAGUUCAAAAGGAAGGUGAGGCAUGUUUGGAGAGCGCUAUCAGUUGUUGUGAUUUGGUUUGUGUGGUUAUUUAGGACUGAUUGCAUCUUUUUUGGUACCCAACCAAUGAUUGAGGUAGAUAAUCAAAGUUAGGAUUGCGCUUUUGAUAAAAGCUCAUCAUAUUGGUUAUGACUAGACAGUUAAUGAAAUUGUGCGGAGCUUUCAGCAGGUGAAGAGGUGUAUCUGAGAUUUGCUUAUUGCAGGGGUGAAGCAGUGAAAGUGUCAAUCUGCGGAUGGUUGCUGGUAUGGAUUUGCUGGUGUUUUACUUGGCUUGGUCUGUAGUGUCCUUUUAACUCGAUUUUGCUGGUUGGGUUCAGUGUGAUAAGAAAUGCAGUUUUUGGAUCAAAUCCACACAAAAAUACAUAAAAAUACAAACAAAAGAAUUGAUAAAUACAGAAUGUUUAAACUUUUACUGAAAUAGAAUUAAAAAUAACAUAUAAUCUAAAAACUAAAGUCUUAACACCAAAGCAAAAUCAAAGUUUAAAACAAUCAUCCCAUAAGACUAAAUCACAAGUCUAUUAAGUAGAGUUAAAACAAAAAAUUAAAAACAACAUAAACAUCUGAUAUAGCUAUAUAGGCAUAAUAGUAAAACUUGACUCAAGCACAUAUGAGUGGCAAACUAACAACCUAUCACAUUGCCAAUAUCUAUUGUCAAACUUGAAAUAUUUAAAAAAUAAAUAAACAAUUAAGUGAAUCAACUGAAUUUUGUACUCAACUAACUUCAUUAUAUAUUUAAUAUAUAUUAUGUUUAAUAUGCAAAACUUUCAGUCGGUUUCGGUUUAAUUCGGUGCACAAUGUGCCUAAACCGGUAUCGAACCAAAGAUUGAAAAAAAUUAAUAUUAAAAACCGCACAAAUCAAUUUAUAUUAAAAAACCAACCAAAUGUAACCGGUUUGGUUCAAUUCAACUAGUUUGGUCGGUUUUUUCGAUUUUUCUUACAUCCCUACCCACAAUAGAUCACCACAAAGUAGGGGUGUAACUCAGGCGGAUUCAGAUAGGUUGAGAGAUUGUUCAAGCCUAACCCAAGUUGUAUUGAGAGCUGCCCAAGCCCGUGUUAAACAUAUUGAUGCAAUAGCUUCUAGUUCAGCUUUAGCUCUAAACUCAGAUUCAGUUGCAGAUCCACAUGUAACUGCUUCAACUGCAAUUUCAUCUCAUCAAAUCUGUUAGGAGGUGGUUAUAACGAACUAAAACAAAGCAAGUGUGGAUUGUAUCUUGAGAGGAUGUAAAGUACAAUAUAGAGGAGAUGUAUGACUCUAUUUUGUAUAUUCUUGAAUAAUAAAAAAUAUAGAGUAUUGAUUCAUGACUUUUUUCAUGGUAUCAGAGCUCUUGGCUUCUUCAACUCUAAGUUCUUUCUCUUCUUUCAUGGUUUCUACUUCUCUUCCUUCGAAUCUCUCUUUGUUGAUUUCUAAUCUUUCCUCGUUUAUCACAGUUAAACUUGAUGCCUCAAAUUUUUUGAUCUGGAAAAAUCAAAUGCAGAAUAUUUUGACUGCAACUAGUCUUCUUGGCUUCAUGUCCACAAAUGAAAAUUACAGAUACUUCUAGUUCAUAGAUUGAUAAUCCUGCAUAUCUGUAGUAAAAGAUUGUUGAUGCUCAGUUGCAUUACUGCAACUCUCUCACCUACAAUCUAUUCAUCUGUUCUUCAUCUUGAUAAUUGUUCUGAAGCAUGGACUGCACUACAUAAACGAUUCACCUCUCUCUCUCGAUCUCAUGUUCAUCAGUUCAAGAACAAGUUAAACAAUAUUACGAAGAAAACUGAUUCAAUGAAGGAUUAUCUGUCUAAGAUCAAAGAUCUAGUGAGUCAACUGGCUCUUGCUUCACCCUUUAUUGAUAACGAACAUCUUGUUCUUCUUACCUUGAAUGGUUUUCCAGAUGAGUAUGAUGCCUUUAAGACCACAAUUUGAGCUAGAUCCGAAUAUAUUUCUAUGGAUGAACUGACUUCUCUUCUCAUUUCUGAAGUCAUACAUGUUGAAUCUAAACAUCAUAAACUCUCCAUACUAAGCCUACGGUGGCCUUUUCUUCUGUUUGCGGUUCUUUGAUUUCCAAUCACAGAGGUCAUUCUUCUGGAUUCAAAGGUCGAUCUUCCAGAGGAGGUCGAGGUGGUCGAUCUCAUGGAUCGUAUUCCUUCAAUAACUAUUCCAAUUUCUCAGGUGCUCAAACUGUUUCCAGUUUUUCCAAAUCUCAUAAUGGCCGAGGUUUUUCUAGACGCAGAGGCAGAUCUUCUUCUUCUCUGACUUGUCAAAUUUGUGGUGGACAUGGUCAUUCCGCAUUAGAAUGGAUCCACAGUUUCAAUCUUCUAGUCAUCAGCAGAAUAAUUCUACUUCUAGAGCUUUUGUUGUCUCAACUCAGUCAGCUUCUUCUCCUCCACGUGCUCCUUGGUACUUAGACUCUGCUGCUAUAGGUCAUAUCACUCAUGAUCUGCAUAAUCUUAGUUGUUCGCAGCCCUAUCAAGGAUCUGAUCAAGUCACCAUAGGCAAUCGUACUAUAGUCCCUAUUCCCAACACUAGUAAAGGCUUGCUUCAUACUCCUCAUUUUUCUUUUAAAUUGAACAAUAUUUUGCAUUCUCCUUCUAUCUCUUCUAAUCUUUUCAGUUCACAAAUUAACUAAGGAUAAUAAUUGCCUUGUCACUUUUGAUGCCUCUAAAUUUGCUAUUCAAGACAAGGAUUCAAGGAAAAUUCUUCAUCAGGGUUCUAAUACCAAUGGCCUAUAUCAGUUCCAUAGUACUUCUUCAUAUGUUGCUGGUGUUCCACCUGUUUUGCAUGCUUACUUUAGUGCAUCUCAUAAUUCUACAUUUGUGCCUUCCUUUGUUUGGCAUAAUAGAUUAGGUCAUCCAUCUUUGGUGAAGUUUAAUCAUCUCAAGCCUUGUUUGGCUAUUUCUAACAAUACAAUAAACACUGUUCGUAUUGAUUGUUGCAUAGCUAAGAAUCAUAGACUCCCAUUCCAAUUGUUCAAUUCCAUUGUAAUGCACCUCUUUCUUUUAUUCACAGUGAUGUAUGGAGGCCAUAUACUUCUAGUUCUGAUUACAAAUAUUAUUUGCUUUUUGUUAAUGACUACAGCAAGUUCACUUGGCUUUAUCCAUUAGCCUAUAAAAGUGAAGUCUAUGAUAAAUUCAUUAAGUUUAAGGCUUAUGUUGAGAAACAGUUUUACCUCAUUUGCAAAUGUUGUGAACUAAUGGAGGUUCAGAAUUUUUUACCUCCAAAAUGCAAACAUUUUUGAGAACUCAAGAUGUUGUUCAUCAACUCUCUUGUCCUUACACUCCUUCUCAUAAUGGCAUUGUAGAGAGAAAGCACAGGCACAUUAUUGAAAUUACAACUGCUCUUCUUCAUCAUUCAUCUGUGCCAUUGAAAUAUUGGUUUGAUGCUAUAGCCAUUGCUACUUUUCUUAUAAACAAAAUGCCAUCCUCUAAACUUGGUCAUAAGUCACCAUUUGAAAUGCUUUUUCAAUCCAUUCUAGAUUAUUCCUAUUUUUGAAUUUUUGGUUGUCAAUGCUUUCCUUGGCUUAAGCCUUACCAUCCACACAAAUUACAACCAAAAUCUAUGUCAGGUGUUUUCAUUGGCUACCAUCUUUUUGCUAAAGGAUAUCGAUGUCUUGAUCCUCUCACUGGUAGAAUCUACUUGUCUAGACAUGUAAUCUUUAAUGAACAUAUUUUUCCUUUUGCUUCCUCUUCAUCUUCUUCACAGUAUACAUCACCAUCUUCUCUUGCUGCCAUACAGUCAUUUUUCUGGUUUUCACCCUCUCAGCCCUCUGUCUUUUCUUCUGAGCCUUCAGCUUCAGUUCAUUCCUUUUCCCACAAUUCAGAUUCUCCUGCUGUUUCUUCUUAUUCUUCUUCUUCUCUUCCAUUAGCUUUCCCUUCUCCUUCAUUAGUGUCUUCUCCACAAGGUCUUACAGUUCCUAUUACAUCUAUUACAUCCAUUGGUGUUGAUUUACCUUUUUCACCUCCUCCACCUGUGCCUUCUAAUAAGCAUCUCAUGGUUACCAAGUCUAAGUCUGUAUCUACCCCUCACUAUUUGGUUACUACUUGUUCCUUCUUCUGUGCUUCACUCUACUCUGACUCAGAACCACCUUUUUACAAAAAAGUUUUGCUCUCUCCUAUCUGGCAUAGAGCUAUGCUCGAAGAAUUUUCUGCUCUUCAAAAGCAACAAACUUGGUCCCUAGUUCCUCUUCCAUGUGCCAAAAAUUCCAUAGGAUGUAAAUGGAUUUUCAAAGUUAAAAAGAACUCAGAUGGCACAAUUGCUAGGUAUAAAGCUCGGUUAGUGGCCAAAGGGUACCUGCAGUAAAAGGGUAUUGACUUUCAUGAAACAUUUAGCCCAGUGGCUAAGCAACCAACAAUCAAAACUCUAAUUUGUCGUGUCCUUCACCACAAUUGGUCUCUCAAACACUUGGAUAUUUCCAAUGCUUUUCUCCAUAGCAUUCUUGAGGAGGAAGUGUUCAUGCUUCAACCACCAGGAUUCAUCUUCUCCUAGUCAUGUAUGUAAGCUUCACAAGGCCUUAUAUGGCUUAAAACAAGCUACAAGAGCUUGGUAUUCUACAUUCUCUGCCUUCUUGUUGUCUCAAGGAUUCACCAAUAGCAAAUAUGACACCUCCUUAUUCAUUCAAAGAACAUCCACCUUAGUGACUUAUCUGUUAAUCUAUGUAGAUGAUAUUUUGAUCACUAGGAACAACUACAAUCAUAUUCAUACUCUCAUUACACAAUUGCAUGGUGCCUUUUCUAUGAAAGAAUUGAGGGACAUUUUCUACUUCCUUGGAAUUUAUGUUCAACCUACAGCCUCAGGUUAUCUCUUAUCUCAUCAAAAUAUGCCAAAGAUAUUCUCCUUAAAGCUGGACUAUCCUCUUGUAAGCCUUGCCCCUCUCCUAUAUCUAUCAAGCCUAGUAAUCCUCCUAAUGCUUCCCUCCCAUUUCAUAAUCAUGCUCUUUACAGAAAUAUUGUUGGGGCAUUACAAUACUUGACUAUCACUUGACAUGAUCUCUUUCUAGCUGUUAAUCAAGCUUGUCAAUAUAUGCAUUCUCCUACAAUGGAAAAUUUUGCUGUAGUCAAGAGAAUUCUCAGAUUUGUUCAAGGCACACUUACUCAUGGCUUGAAUUUUACUCCCAGUACUUUCGAUGUUCAUGGGCUUUCAAAUUCCAACUGGAUAGGAGAUGUUCAUGAUAAGAAGUCUACAUCUGGUUAUUGUGUUUUCUUGAGCUCCAAUUUGGUGUCCUGGUUUGCUAAAAAGUAAGAAACUGUGUCUAAAUCAUCCACUGAGGCUGAGUAUAGUGCCUUACCUCAUGAUGCUGCAGAACUGAAUUGGAUUUCUAUGCUCCUCACUGAAAUGGGCAUUUCUUUACCUACUACACCCAUCCUCUAGUGUGACAACAUAUAUGCUAUAGCUUUGGCCUCAAAUUCUGUCUUCCACUCUCGAUCCAAACAUAUAGAAAUCGAUUGUCACUAUGUGCGAGAUAAAGUUCUUGCUAAGAUUUUCCAGCUCAAGUACAUUCCUACCAUUGAUCAGUUAGCUAAUUUAUUUACAAAGCCAUUGUCUGUUUCUUGAUUUCAGUAUCUUACAACCAAGCUCAUAGUCCUUGAUCAGCCCAUCAGCUUGUGGGGGAAUGUUGAGCAUAUUGUUGCAAUAAUUUCUAGUUUAGCUUCAGCUCUAGCUUUAACUCUAAACUCAGAUUUAGUUACAGCUCCACGUGUAAAUGCUUCAACUGCAAUUCCAGCUCAUCAAAUCUAUUAGUAGGUGGUUAUAACUAACUAAAAUAGAGCAUGUGUGGAUUGUAUCUUGAGAGGAUGUAAAGUACAAUAUAUAGGAGAUGUAUGACUCUAUUUUUUAUAUUCUAGAAUAAUAAAAAAUACAGAGUAUUGAUUCACGACUUUCUUUAGACGAAACCUAAAUUGUAACCCGAGAUUGUUUGCCCAAACCCGGACCUAGUUAAACCCAAAUUGAACAUAAAUUUCUUUUUUUUUUUCUU